Rubroshorea leprosula is the source of this 648-nucleotide messenger RNA. NCBI's taxonomy places the organism in Eukaryota, Viridiplantae, Streptophyta, Magnoliopsida, Malvales, Dipterocarpaceae. The record is from the annotation of a GenBank genome assembly.
AGGAUCAGAAAGCAGAGAAGGCAUGGAUUGCAUCUGGAAAACAGUUGUUUGGUCCAUUUGGAUUGCUAGAAACCAGAAAAUCUUCCACAACAAAGAGAGAAAGUCUGCAAUGAAAAAUCCGAAGGCUGGCUUCCGAAGGCUGAAAACUGAGAUGCAAGAGAUCAGUAAGGAACAACAAAGCAUCAAGGAAGGACAAAAACAAGUGAGAGAAAAACUUGAAGACAUUGAAGUUGAAUGUGCACAACUCAGGAAGGAUACGGAUCGGACCUCAUGAUCAGGCAGAGUGCUGCGAACAAGCUUAAUCUGUGUCUCAUGUUCAAAAUCCUUAAGGCCAGUGAAGAAGGCGAUUUUCUUAAGGCCACCCAGCUUGCUCAAUUGCUUCGCACAAUAUUGAGCAGGCAGAAUGAGCAAAGGCAGGGAUCUACGUAAUGGACAAAUAAGGAACAAAGGCAGGGUAACUAUAUAAUGGACAAGCAAGGAAUAAUUAUCAGUAGGAUUAAGCUAGUUGUUACUAUGUUCUAUCUUCCCUUUUUUUUAUAUUUUGGUGGAACCUCAUGCUGUGUUGUUCUGGCUAUUGUCAAACUCAGUGUUCUUCAUUUCCAGUUUUAUUGUGUUGAAUUGCAGACUUAAUAUAUAUUGAACUUUAUU